Molecule: messenger RNA, 1722 nt
Organism: Galendromus occidentalis (western predatory mite)
Lineage: Eukaryota; Metazoa; Arthropoda; Arachnida; Mesostigmata; Phytoseiidae
Product: cytochrome P450 1A2
Exons: 12
Coding region: 55-1611 (518 amino acids)
Molecular function (GO): monooxygenase activity; iron ion binding; oxidoreductase activity, acting on paired donors, with incorporation or reduction of molecular oxygen
Source: RefSeq, a predicted model, not a curated record
UUCCGCGGGAAUUCGUCUCUGUGACUCCGUGCGAUCCGGAGACAAGUUUGCAAGAUGAGGCUUUUCCAGACCAACCCGCUGAACCAACUCAACCUUGUAACUCUCAAAGCCGUACUCCCUUUUUUGUGCCAGAACUGGCGGAGCCUCAUCGCCGCUGCCACGCUGUGCAAGGUCUCGCUCUUCUACCUAAGACGAUUGAUGUAUCCAUCGGGCCCGCUACCAUUCCCGUUCAUCGGCAACUUACCAGCGUUGGCUGCUGUGGACGGUUCUUUCUACAGAGCUGCCGAGACGUGGAGAGCCGAGCACGGAGAUAUUUUCACUGUGUGGAUCGGAGAAAAACCAUGGAUUUUCAUAAACUCGCUAGACGCCAUUCUCCAGUGCAAUAUCCCAUCGUUGGCAGAACGAUUCGGCGGUCGACAUCGGACCAAUACCGGCGAUGUCCAGAUGCAAGGGAACGUAGGAGUGAUCUUCUCAGACUCCGGAUCGGGACAACGAGUGCUACGCAGCCUAGCUUUGCAAGCCUUGAGGAAAUUUCUGGUAUCCUGCGGGCCCCGUUUCCAGGGGAUAAUCGAUACCGUGGACAAUGUCGUGGAGCUUGAGCAAAACAAGUCCGUCGAAUCGAAACACAUCGCGGAAGAAAUCGUGCAAUGUUUGGCGACGUUGACCAUGUUUGGCUCUCAACUCGAUCCAGAGGGUGAGCAAGAGCUCCGCGAGGCGCACAGAGCUCUCGAACUGAGCUGUCCCAGUGGGCUCCCGAGCGAUGUGAUCCCCAUCUUCAAAUAUCUCCUAUGGUCGAGAGAACGCGCUGGCCUGGCCGCCUUCUGCAGAUACAACGCCAUUGCUCGAGAUCUUUGUAAUCGGACAGCCGAUGCUUAUGAGGAGAAAGCCUCGGGCGAUAUAGAUUGUGUCAUGGACGCGGUACUUUAUACGGUCAAGACAUCCACGACACGGAUUAAACAGGGCGAAAUCUAUCUGACGCGAGGAAACGUUCUGCAGAUCGUGUUUGAUCUCUUUGAAGCGGGCAGCCAAACGAGCGUGAUCACCUUAAACUGGGCACUCUUGAAAUUGGCCAGCGAUCAAGAAUUACAAGAGAGCAUUCAUCACGACCUCACCAGGACAAUCGACGAAAUCGGAUAUUUCCCGGAAAAGAAAGGAAAGACCAUCGCCCCUCGUCUGCAGUCUUUCCUCAGAGAAGUCUUGCGAUUCUGGCCAGCAGCACCUUUUGGCCUGCCCAGGAAACUUUCGCAAAAAGUCCGAAUCGGCAACUGCACCUUGCCCGCCAACUCCACGAUCCUUUUCAAUCUGUAUAGUGCUAAUCGGGAUCCUGCGCAUUGGUCAGAUGGCAACGUUUUCAACGCCGAACGGUUCAUCGACUCUCAGGGAUACUUUGACGAGACAAGUCACAAGGAAUUCCUCACUUUCGGAGUCGGUUCGCGCGCAUGCGUGGGUUUCACUAUGGCUCAGGAGAAUCUCUUUUUCAUUCUGGCGAGAAUCGUACAAAAAUGGCAGAUUCUGCCUACCGAAAGCGGAAUCUCGCUCGAGCCGUGCCCCGCCGCCCUGAUGCUGGACGCGAAAAUCCAGAACAUCAAACUCGUACCGAGAACAGACUAGGCUACGCAGCUCUAUUCGCCGUUCCAGGUGACCGAGAGGAUGUUCGCUUAAGGAACGCAGGGGUGAUUCGGACCUAUGUAUCAUAGAAGGGGAGUUUUAAAUAAAAAGUGA